AUGUCAGGCAUUCCAUGUCCCCAUGCCUGUGCAGCUAUUAAGGCUGUGAAUUGCAAUGUGUAUGAUUUUGUUGAUGAAUGCUACAAGAUUACAUCACAGCAAAAGAUUUAUGUCAGGACUAUGAUUCCAGUGGCGACAGUAGACAUGCCAAAUCCUAACAAUUACUGGGUGGAAAAUAUAGGAAGUCAAGUGUUCUUGGCACCGCCUUUGACUAAUCGACCGCCAGGAAGGCCUAAAAUAAAAAGACGAGAGUCACAGUUCCAGAAUAGGAAGAUCUACCAUUGUAGCACAUGCCAACAAGUUGGGCACACAAGAAGAACAUGCAAGAAUCCAAACCCAAGUUGA
This is a messenger RNA of Neltuma alba, 345 nucleotides long. RefSeq lists its product as uncharacterized. The record is from RefSeq and is a predicted model, not a curated record. NCBI's taxonomy places the organism in Eukaryota, Viridiplantae, Streptophyta, Magnoliopsida, Fabales, Fabaceae. Gene Ontology annotation, molecular function: nucleic acid binding; zinc ion binding. The transcript has a single exon. Bases 1 to 345 code for a protein of 114 amino acids.